Nelumbo nucifera (sacred lotus) is the source of this 822-nucleotide messenger RNA. RefSeq lists its product as uncharacterized. Lineage: Eukaryota; Viridiplantae; Streptophyta; Magnoliopsida; Proteales; Nelumbonaceae. The record is from RefSeq and is a predicted model, not a curated record.
UACCUGUAUUAUAUAUUCUACCUUUUUCAUGUAAAGAUUCCUUAUUUCCUUCUCAGAAACAAAAAACCCAAUAAAUCCUAACUACAGGAAAGAUAAAUAAUAGAGAGCCCCAAACACCCAUAUCACUCCUCCCCCCACACCAUCCUUCCUACAUUCUUAUCUUCUCUUCCGUUAUUCUUUCGCAUCUUGUUUUUCUGUCUUUUUCUUCUUUUUCAUGGCCACAGAAUUAAAUUCAGAUUCUAUCAACAAUCCUAGCAUCAUCGUGGAGCGGAAUCCAUCAGAUUCACGUUUAGCUGAAUUGGGUAUUAAAUCAUGGCCUAAAUGGGGUUGUCCUCCAGGAAAAUUUCCACUCAAGUUUGAUGCAAGAGAGACAUGUUAUUUACUGAGAGGGAAGGUGAAAUCAUACACAAAAGGAUCCUCAGACUGUGUGGAAUUCGGUGCUGGAGAUCUAGUCAUCAUCCCCAAGGGAUUAAGUUGCACCUGGGACGUAACAGUUGCAGUCGAUAAAUAUUACCAAUUCGAUUCCUCCUCUUCUUCUUAGUAACUUCAUCUACAGAUCAAUCACAGUGUUUCUCUUCUCUUUUCUUGUUUUCUUUGUUUAAUCUUGAUUAGUUGUUUUGUUUCAGUAUGUUUAUGAUUAGAAAAAGCUAGUAGUGUUGUGGAUGCUAGCUAGUCAAAGAAAAGGGAAAACAAAGAAUCAGUCAAUGCACGUCCUGUUCAGAGUAAUCUUGUUUAUUUUCUUUGAAUGAGAGCUUUUAAUUGUUCCUUUGACCGGUCAGAUAAGAAGAGAGGGAUUUUUGUCCUCCAGACAGAAAUUAACUA